CCAUCUUCCAACUGUCAGAUGGUGAAUUGUCAGAACGUCAAAACACUAGAUUGUCGGGAUUUCACUGAGGACAGUUUCAGUGCCGUUCUCAUUUAACAGCCUACUUUUCACUAUGUCGAAAUAUUUAGGGUUGGACAGGUUCUUUAAGGUUUUCCGUAUCAUACGGGAGAAUGGAGGACUUGUAAAAAGCUACAUGAAGUUAUACAGAUUUGAUGACUUGAAAACAGGCACUCUAGUCGGAACUGACAAGUACGGGAAUAAGUACUACGAAAACCCUUAUUACUUCUACGGUCGUAAUAGAUGGGUCGAGUACACUGACCACGUAAACAUGGAUUAUGAUGGUUCCCAGAUCCCUGCCGAAUGGUACGGAUGGAUGCACUACAAGACCGACUUGCCUCCAACUCGAGAUGGUGACAGGCCAAAAUACAAGUGGAUUGCGAAUCAUAGCGAAAAUUUGUCCGGCACCAAAGAGCAAUAUAUGCCCUACUCGACAACUCCACCGAAAAUUGAAGCUUGGGAUCCGAAGAAAUCGAAGUGAAAAUCUAGUUUAUUUUUAGUGUCGAAUGUUUGUUAACUGGACAAAGUGUUUCGCAAAGUGAAAUGUUUCAAAUUUCUAAUAAAGAAUGUAAACGAUCGAAGUAGAA
Molecule: messenger RNA, 644 nt
Organism: Hermetia illucens (black soldier fly)
Lineage: Eukaryota; Metazoa; Arthropoda; Insecta; Diptera; Stratiomyidae
Gene: ND-B17.2
Product: probable NADH dehydrogenase [ubiquinone] 1 alpha subcomplex subunit 12
Exons: 4
Coding region: 113-538 (141 amino acids)
Biological process (GO): mitochondrial respiratory chain complex I assembly; response to oxidative stress
Cellular component (GO): membrane
Source: RefSeq, a predicted model, not a curated record